AAUGUAUGGAAUUUAGGGGAAAAAACCGGUGAAUUAGAAAAAAAAAGAAAAAAACUGCAAAAAAGCCCAAAUUCAACCAUUGUUGGUCGGCUCUUCGCCGAGUUCCCCCUGCCUUGUUGAAGAGCACUGGUAAAAAAAAUCCACUAUUUCCGAAUCCGCCGCGAUUGAAUCUCUCAAACGCCGCAGAAAUCGAGCGGAAGCCUCGACCCGGUGUCGGAACCGGAAUCAAUGUAUGGAGCCUCCGGAAAGAUGGGCCGCGGCGGCAAAAGGAGCAUUCACGCGCCGCCAACCGGCCGACCUACCCCCGCCAGCCGCCUCUCCAUGGGCGGGGGCCCACGCGGUCUCGGCCGGCCGCCGGCAUCAUCACCGUCGGCUUCCUCGCUGCAGGUGGAGGAGAGCUUCAGCCUUGUUAGGGAGAACCCUUUGAAUUUCGGGAUGGCAAUUAAGCUGACUGCUGACCUUGUGGAGGAGAUCAAGCGAGUGGAGGCGCAGGGUGGUGCGGCGCGCAUCAAAUUCGGCGCUAAUGCUAGUGGGAAUGUUAUUCAAGUAGGGGACAAAACCAUCAAAUUCACUUGGUCCAGGGAACCAGGGGACUUAUGUGAUGUAUAUGAAGAACGUCAGAGUGGUGAUGAUGGAAACGGCUUGCUUGUAGAGUCAGGAGGCACUUGGCGUAAGGUUAAUGUAGAGCGAGAAUUAGAUGAAUCAACUAAAAAUCAUGUCAAAAGGCUGUCAGAAGAAGCCGAGCGCAAAAUGAAAUCACGAAAAUCAAUUGUUUUAGAUCAUCAGAAUCCAGCUAUGAAGAAUCAAAUGAAGGCAUUUGCUGCUUCUGAGUCUACUCAAUGGAGAAGUUUCAAGAAUCGGAAAGAACCUCCUUUCAAGAAGCCAAAAUCUGCACCAACUUCAGGUGGACCUCCAAAGUCUGUUUUUAAGCCUGGUUUACCUAAGGGGAGGCUCUCUUCUCGCUCACCUUUGUCUUCCCAACCAGAGCAGCAACUUGGUCCUUCAACAUCUCCAAUCGGAAUUGGUGAUUUUGGGAAGGGACAAACUGUUGUCUCGGAUUUUGCGGCAACUCAAAAUCUGAAUAAAGUUUUGAGCUCUGAAAAAGAUACAGCCAACAGAAGGAAUAGUACCAUCAGCGAUAGAUCUAAAUUGAAUGUUGAGGCCAAACCUACUGAUUUAAAGAGUCGGAUUACUUCUCUACUCCUGGAGCAUCAGUCUACAGGAAUGAGCCUUAAGGCCUUGGAGAGAGCUAUUGGAGAUCCAAUGCCCAACUCGGCUCGGAGAAUUGAGCCCAUAUUGAAACAAAUUGCAAUUUAUCAAGCUCCUGGGAGAUAUUUCCUAAACACAGGAGUGGAGAUGGAAAGCUCCAAGAAGCUACCUCAAAGCAGAAGUUCUCCUGAAGUUAAUCGUGACCAAUCACCUGCACCUCAGAAGUUUGACCAACAUCCUAGGGAAGAUCCUAGCAUUCACAUUAGCACAGAUACCAAUAAUGAACUGGGUGAAUUGAAUUCAACACCUACUCAUCUAGCAAACAUCAUAGAGAAAAUAGGUACUCAGAAUUUGCCUGAAAAUAUAAGUGACAAAAAUCCUUCUAACAAUAACGAAAGUGUGGCAGGCAGCUCCAGUGAUAGUGGAAGUGACAGUGACAGUGAUAGUAGUGACAGUGGUAGUGAUAGUGGAAGUCCUAGCAAAAGUAAAAGCCGAAGCCCUGUGGGUAGUAGUAAUGACAGUGAUAGCGAUGCAUCUUCGAGCAGCAAGCAGGCAUCUGAUGAGGAUUUAGAUAUUAUGAAUAGUGAUGAUGAGAAUGAAUCCAAGCAUAAAUUGCAAGAUCCUGAUAACGACCCUAUUGAUAUAGGGAAUUCAGAUAUUCAAGAUCCCUUUGGUGAGAUUGAGAUUGACAUUGAGAAAGACUCCCCUGAAUGUGACCAUGGUCUGCAAAUGCCCCAGGCUAAUAAUGUACUUGCCGGUAAAGCAGACGAAGAAAGACGAGUCUCUGAGAGAAAAGGAUAUGAAGAAUCAGGUAGCAUGGUCAAUGAUGGCUUCAAACAUGGUCAGUCGGAUACUCAGGGAAGAUCAUCAAAGGGAAAUUCUAAAAGACGCUCUGAUGAUAAUAAUUUGGAAGACAGGGGACACUGCAAAAAGAAGUCAAAGAGUAAAAACUCAACCGAACCAGUUUCGGGGACUAUAAACUCUCUUUUUGGCGAGAGCCCUUACAACUCAUUAUCGCCUAAUAGGCCUCUGCAAGGCAUUGACACUCAGCCUGUUGACCUAAUGGAAGACAGAACCUACAAAAACGAUAGACAUUAUUCCGAUCAACAAACAGGUCCUAACCAUCAACCAGUAUCACAUAAACCUGUUUCCGAUUCUCAGCCAGUGCAAAGAUCUUCUGAAGGUCGUGGAUGGACUGAGGCUCCUUCUGGAGAAAAACGAGCUGGUAAACGACCUGGUUUGCUUAAUGAGCAACAGCAGUUACAGUUUUCCACCGGAGUUGGAGACAAACAUGCACCAAUCAUAGAACCCAAUAUCAGAAAAUCUGAAAUGACAGGUAAGGUGAAGGAAACAGGCCCUAGUUUCAACUCACACAGGGGGUAUUCUCCCAAGAUUGACAUUCCGAGUACUGCCGAUAGAUCUCCGAUGAUGAAUGGACGGAAUGGUGUACUUCGAAGAGAGCAGUCAGACUUAGAGUUGGGUGAAUUUCGAGAACCCUCCAAUGAGGAAGCUCCAGCAUCUAAGAAGCAAUUUGAGAGGAAAAAUUCGUUUAAACAUUUGGAAAACAAACGAAAGGAUGCUGAAUUCUGGAACUCAGAUUUCAGUGGAGGAAAGACUUCUAAUAAGAUCCCAGCGGAUCCGGGAAAAAUGUCUUCACCAAAUCCAGAUGCUGUUAUUUCCAGCAAUCCAGAUGGACCUUAUAGGAGGAAGGCCCAAGAAAAUUAUGUUGAUGACCGAACAAGACCUCAUCAUAGAAGCACCCAACCUCUUGAUGCACAUCAUCAGCCCCAAGUGGAUAUCAACUCCCAGCAAAAUACAGCACCAGAAGUGAGAGGUAAAACUAGAUUCGCGGAAGCUGGGAUGAGCAGGGGUGCUAGCAUUGAAGCCUAUGGAGAUGCUUCCCGGAAAAUUUCAGGUAAUUCAAUAGAACAGCAGCAUGAUCCAAUACAAGGAGUCGAACCCCGUGCCACUAAGCAAAGCAAGAAACAGAAGUCCAAUAGGCCAAGUGUCUCGAAUGAUAGACGAACAGAUGCUUUGACUGGGAGCAAUGAUAGCCAGCAACAAAAGAAAUUGUCUUCUUCAGAUGAUACCAGUUGUUCAUUCACUAAAUUUGAGAAGGAGCAGCCUGAGCUGAAGGGUCCUAUAAGGGAUAUUUCUCAGUACAAAGAAUAUGUGAAGGAAUAUCAAGAAAAGUACGAGAGCUAUUGCUCCUUGAACAAAAUAUUGGAGUCGUACAGGGAUGAGUUUAGUAAACUUGGUAAGGAUCUUGAGGCUUACAAAGGUAGGGAUGUGAAAAAAUAUAACGACAUCUUGGAGCAGAUGAGGUCCUCAUUUCGUCAAUGUGGGGAGAAACAUAAACGCUUGAAGAAAAUAUUCGUUGUGCUUUAUGAAGAGUUGAAGCAUUUGAAACAGAUGAUCAAAGACUAUGCCACCUCAUAUAAAAAGGACUGAUUCUUUUAUAUCGCUCUCUGAGAUUACCCAUAAUUUCACUGGAAAUAUACAAACACUGCCUCGUUAUCACCCUUCAUUGCUAGCGGAGUUCCAGACAAAACCUUGACGGAAAAGCUCCCAGAUCUAGCCUCCGUAUUCAAAAAGCCGGUGGCAACAGCUCGUGCUGCGAAGAGAUACUGAACUUGUAUAUAUGACUGAAUAAUAUAUUUGUUUUUGUCUUGGUUCUUUGUGGUACAGUAUAUAUUCUUGUGGUUUCUUGAGGGAGAUGAACCUUAUAGUUUUAUACAGUUCUCUCUCCCAAUUUUGACAUUAGUUUUAUAUUUCUCUCCCAAUUUUGACAUUUCUUUAGUAUCAUAGGUGUUGAUGAUGCUGGUAAACAUAACAGGAACCAAAAGUGGUUCCACAUUUUAUUUCUUUUGAAUUUUAAUAUGAUUUCAAGUUUGAACA
Molecule: messenger RNA, 4107 nt
Organism: Salvia splendens (bonfire salvia)
Lineage: Eukaryota; Viridiplantae; Streptophyta; Magnoliopsida; Lamiales; Lamiaceae
Product: dentin sialophosphoprotein
Exons: 12
Coding region: 229-3660 (1143 amino acids)
Source: RefSeq, a predicted model, not a curated record